Molecule: messenger RNA, 408 nt
Organism: Prunus armeniaca (apricot)
Lineage: Eukaryota; Viridiplantae; Streptophyta; Magnoliopsida; Rosales; Rosaceae
Source: the annotation of a GenBank genome assembly
AUGGAGUGUGAGAGGUGUAUGAGGAUUCAUGCCGGCUUGCCCGAGGUGUUUUGGGCGGAAGCGGUUAACCAUGCUUCCUCUUUGGUUAACCGAUCGUCAUCGAAGUAUCUUGAUUUCAAGUGUGCGGAAGAGAGCGGCGUGAAAGGUUUCCAGUUAUGGGAUCUAGUGAACCAAAAGAAAAUACUCAGUAGAGAUGUUGUGUUUGAUGAGAAGCCCGUGCCUAUGAUCAAAGUUAAGAAACCAGAGGCAAAAGAGGAUGUUGUUGGAACAAAGACAAUCGUUACAAUUUCACCAAGUAGGGUGUUCAGGGAUACUCCAAGUAUGCAACCAAUUGAAAACGUUCAUGGGGUGGUGGAGUCCGAUACUGAGGUGGGGGGAAUUUGGGAAAUAACAACAAACGCAAGAUGA